AUGCUCAUGAUGCAAGUUCCAGUGGCACAGCAACCGAUGGUAUUAUCGAAUGAUCAAUAUCAACAGAUGAUGUUGAGUCAACAACGCAGUGCCAAUAAUAGUCAGAUACCAUCUGCUCAACAACCCAGUACACCUCAACCACAAACCAUAUCCGCUGCUACAAAUAGUGGUUCGACAAGCACGACAGAAGAUAAGGAUCAAAUGACCCUCGAGAUAUAUCGUCGGAUUUUGAACUUCAAUUUUGUUGGAAAAUAUGACCCUAAAUUGAAACAGAUAAUCCACCAAACGCCUCAUGGGGUUUUAUACAAGUUCAGUGAAGCUACAGAUGAAUGGGAAAAGUUGGAUUUCGAAGGGCCUUUAAUCUUUUAUGAAAGAAACAUUGAUGAUGUGGAUGCCAACGGUAAUGUGAUUGACAAUAAUCAAAGAAUAUUGUCAUAUGAAGAACUUAAGUCUAAGGACAAUUAUAAAAACGGGUUAAUGAUUGUCAAUCGAAACAAUCCAAAGAACAUUUCUUUGGGCAUUAUUUCAAAGAGCACUACCACCAAAUAUCCUGAUUUCUAUCGUGGUGUUAAUUAUGAGAUUAAUACUACCAAUGAUUUGUUGAUGCUCAAGAAUUGUUUUGGAGAGGUUUACGGUAUAUGGAUUCAUGAUGAAAAGGAUAGAGAAGUAUUUUAUCAAUUGAUAUCAUAUUCUAUUGAGAGCUAA
Molecule: messenger RNA, 705 nt
Organism: Saccharomycopsis crataegensis
Lineage: Eukaryota; Fungi; Ascomycota; Saccharomycetes; Ascoideales; Saccharomycopsidaceae
Gene: DCP1
Product: Dcp1p
Exons: 1
Coding region: 1-705 (234 amino acids)
Biological process (GO): deadenylation-dependent decapping of nuclear-transcribed mRNA; positive regulation of catalytic activity; deadenylation-independent decapping of nuclear-transcribed mRNA
Cellular component (GO): P-body
Molecular function (GO): mRNA binding; enzyme activator activity
Source: RefSeq, a predicted model, not a curated record